UCUUUUUUUUCAUUGUCGUCCUUCUUCCCGUUGAGCUAAUCGGUUUCGGUCAACCGCUACACCUGCUGACUCCGUUUCUCAUAUUUAUCCUCACACAAGUACUCACAACAUGGAUGAUUUUGACAUGCUGAACGCGCCCGCAGCUGGAAACGGUGUUGGGUCGGAAGAGGACCCCGCUGCCGCUUUCUUGGCCCAGCAGGAGAGCGAAAUCGCGGGGAUUGAAAACGACGAAGGCUUCAGCAUCCUGGACAGCGGAGAGGUUCCCUCGUCGUUGGGAGACUCCAGCGAUGGUGCUGUCAACGGAGAUCUUCAUGGGGAAAGCAACGGCCCAUCUGAUGCAUAUGCAGCAAUUUCCAGUGCCGACCGGCUGCAGGCCGAACCUGAAAGUCUACGCAAGUGGAGGGAGGAGCAAAGUGAUCGACUGGAGUUGCUAGAUGAAAACUCUCUCAAGCAGGAGUCCGAGUGGAAGGAGAAAGCCAAGGUGGAGCUGGAAGAGUGGCACGCCAGGCAGAAUGAGCAGCUGGAGAAAACCAAAACCAAUAACAGGGUGCUGGAUGAAGACUUCUACAAGCAGCCCUUCUCUGAGCUCAUUGGUUAUGUCACACACAUUAACCAUCCUUGCUACCGCCUAGACCAGGCGGCUGAGGAGGCCAUGAUUUCAGAUCUGGACGAGAACAACCCCGGCACGGAGUGGGAGCGGGUCGCUCGUCUCUGCGACUUCAACCCCAAGUCCAGCAAGCAGGCCAAAGACGUGUCCCGCAUGCGCUCCGUCCUCAUCUCCCUGAAGCAGUCCCCACUGGUCCGCUAGGCAGCCAACGCGGCUCAGGGCAUCAUUCCAAAUCAUCAACCCCCCCCCCCCCCAUGCAUAGCCAGUGGUCCUACCCUCAUCUAUCUCCACCUGGCAUGGUCUCAAAAGUUUUCACCUGUGUGCACCUCUUCCACGGACCAAUGAAGACCUUGUAAUUCCCCUUUCUUGUUGUUUAACAUACUGAGUUUAGAGCCUGUUGGUCUGGGGUCUGGUGUAACACUUGUGUAAGGGUGGUGAGUUGGGACACUAAAAGGGAAGGGUUGAUGUUUGUUCGUUUGGGCCUACAGCUAUACUACAACCCGCUUCACUUGGCUCUCAAACAUUACUCGUCAUUCCCAUGAUGCUGUAUUCUAACUCUUAACCGAUUAGUCGAUCUCAUGAAUCCUCUGAUCUACAAGGGUUGAUUGAUGUUAAAUGGCUGUAUUCACCUUUUUUGUUUUACCAUCCUAUUUUUUCUUUAGUUUUUUUAAGGACCAAACUCUUAAGACAAACUCCAAAUUCAGUGUGUGUACUUUGAACUGUGUAUAGAGCCUGCUUGUGACAUUAUGUUAAAUUGUUCCAAUCUAUGCAUUUCCUUUUGAAAAUCCUCCCCCUCUCCAGUCAGGAACUGAACAAAGUCCAGCCAUUAGUGUGUGUGUGUGUGUGUGUGUGUGUGUGUGUGUGUGUGCGCGCGCAUAUUUAAACCUCAACAGAGUGUAUGUACUCUAUGCGUGUACCUAUGUACAUAUACAGAAGGCAAUAUAUACAGUAUAUAAAACAUUUAUGUCACUAAAAUUAGACAGUUGUGGUUUUAAAGAGAACUAGAUAUUAGCCAGCUGUUUGACCAUGCGUGUUCAUUGUCCAUUUGAUUUCAAUAUCAAUAAAAAAAGUGAAUGAAA
Cottoperca gobio is the source of this 1686-nucleotide messenger RNA. It is a transcript of the gene clta, whose product is annotated as clathrin, light chain A. The coding region runs from base 110 to 808 and encodes 232 amino acids. Gene Ontology annotation, biological process: intracellular protein transport; clathrin-dependent endocytosis. The record is from RefSeq and is a predicted model, not a curated record. Lineage: Eukaryota; Metazoa; Chordata; Actinopteri; Perciformes; Bovichtidae. The transcript has 7 exons. Gene Ontology annotation, molecular function: structural molecule activity; clathrin heavy chain binding. Gene Ontology annotation, cellular component: plasma membrane; clathrin coat of coated pit; postsynaptic endocytic zone cytoplasmic component.